CAUCCGGACGCUAUCCCGCUAUAAACCUCCCUACAAAGCAAAUUAGAGGCCGAUUUCAUAGCCAUCUCUCUUCAAUCCUUCCCAUAAAUGACGCACUAAUCCCAAAAAACCCCAUUUUCACCCCUUUGUUGCACCAAACACAACUCAACAAUGGAGUUUGAUCCGUUUGCGAAAGGAUCCACUGUAGAAGUAAGCAGCGACGAAGAAGGCUUCCACGGUGCAUGGUACGUCGCCACCCUGGUGGACAUAGUAGAGGCUUCACCGACGAAGAAAAAAAGGUCAUCCAGCGAGAGGAAUAGAAAUAGGAAGAAAGUCGGGUAUUUGGUAAGGUAUGCUACAUUGUUUGAGGAAGAUGACGCCACUGUGCCUUUGACGGAGAUCGUACACCCUUCGUACGUAAGACCUUUACCCCCGCGUAAUCCUCGCCGUAAGAAAGACAACAAGGCGGGGGCAGAGGCGGAGACGGAGGAGGGUAGUGGUGGUGGUGAUGGUGAUGGUGAUUUUCAGCUAAACGAUGUCGUAGAUGCGUACCUUAGAGAUGGGUGGUGGAUCGGUGUGGUAUGUAAGGUGAUCGUCGUCGACGGAGAGAUGUCAAAGUAUCUUAUUUCGUUUGAAAGCCCGCCGGAGGAAAUAGAGUUCGAAGCGUCGCAGAUACGACUUCAUGUUGACUGGACCAAAUCCGGCUGGAAGCUCAGACGACAGAAGAAGCCCAAUCAGGAAUCCACUGAUAAAAAUACCACACAUACAUCAGAGUCCAACAAUGAGUCUCAUUCCGACUUCAUCACUCCUAACAAAGUUUCAAUGACUGAUUCACCUUACCUAACCGUUGGACAACGGCUUUCAACUAAAAAGAGAAGUCAUUCACGAAAAAAAGCUGUAACUAAUGCUGAGAAAGUUGGUGUGGUGAAUGGUUCGAUUACAUAUCGCAGGACUAGACGAGUUGUGAAUGUGGAUGAAGAAGAAGAAGAAGACUUGCAUGGAAAUUUUCAAUCUUUUGUUGUUGUGGAAAACUCAGGGAGCAAGGGAAACACUGAAGAUAUGGUCUCCAUGAUUGAAACAAAUGGAGCACAAGAUAAAGAUCAAGAGUUACUUCUCUUGGAGCAAGAGAUGAUUACCAAUGAAACUACCGAAACACAAGAUGGCAAUAGCCAGCUGAAAAGAAAGAGGGGAAGAAAAUCAAAGUUACCAUUUCAAUCGCCAAAUGAUUCGUUAGAAGAUGAAGAUCAAGAAGCAGGGAAGAGGGGUUCUUCUGGUGUUCAUGAAAUCACUACAGAAGAUGAGCAACCACUAUCCCUCUGGUAUCAAGGGAUGCAGCCUCUACCUGUUUUCAAGAAGAGUUCCUGUUAUACCACUCUUGAUCAUGAUGAACCAAUCGAUGCAUCCAAUUCUACCAUGGUCAACGACAGUCAAACCACCAAAAACCACCGCGUUUGGCCUUUCGUCAAGCGGUCUCCAAUCUGGGCCACCAUCGAAUCUACCGAAUUAUUCCAAAACUUAUCCCAAAACCCUCACUUUUCUCCAUUAUGGGAAACCAAAGAAGAUUGCAGAGAGGGUUUAGCAAUCGCUCACAUGGUAACAUUUGCAAAUGUGGUUCAACGCACCACAAACCUCCAAUGGACCGAUUCAAACCAUCUCAUCAAGAACACUUUGGAAACUUUAGUUGACUUGGAAGCCAACGGGUUCGAUGUGGGCCCAGUUCGGGCCCGUUUGGAUGAAUUGCUCGCUAACAAAGAUGAAGCGGGCCGGCUCGAGGGUGAAAUGAAAGAAGCUGAGAAAGAGGUCGAGAAGUGUAACCGUGAAAAAAUGGCGAUUGAUGAAGAGAUUAAUGGGCUUGAAAGGAAGAUGAGGGAGGUGGAAGAGAAGAUGGUGAAAGCUGUGGCAAUGAAGAAUGUGAAAGAUGAGGAAGUUAUGGUGGUUAGAUCCAAGUUGCAAGUUGUUUCAAAGAGGAUUGCUGAUUGGAAGUUGGCUUUUGAGGAACUUGUUGGGAGUCCUUUGUGAGUAAUUGUUAUUAUCUAACUUUGCUGAUGUGGGAAACUGGUUGUGGUUUGAUUAUUGUAAUUGUUAUUAUCUAACUUUGCUGAUGUGGGAGACUGGUUGGUGUUU
Messenger RNA from Lactuca sativa (garden lettuce), 2103 nucleotides. Its product is annotated as DUF724 domain-containing protein 6. Lineage: Eukaryota; Viridiplantae; Streptophyta; Magnoliopsida; Asterales; Asteraceae. The record is from RefSeq and is a predicted model, not a curated record.